UUUUACAUCCAAACACAAAACAACCAAAACAGUGACCGCUUUAGAAGAUUCUACCCAAAAAAAUAAUUAUCAAUCAAGAAAAGCAUAAAUCACGCCCCUUUCCCUUUUCCACUCUAUUUAUUUAUACGCCACAUUUUUAUACAAGCCGGCACACUGCAGACCCUCUCUCUCUCUCUCUCUCUUUCUCUCUCGGGGUUCUUCUUCAUUUACUAUUUGGAUAUGGCAUCUGGAGCGGAAACUGAAAUCGCUGUUCCAAGUGAAUCCGUGCUUGAAUGGGUUCAGAAAGACAAGCGAAGAUUCUUGCAUGCUGUGUACCGUGUUGGUGACUUGGAGCGGACCAUAAAAUUUUAUACUGAGUGUUUUGGUAUGACCCUACUGAGGAAAAGGGAUGUUCCAGAAGAGAAAUACUCAAAUGCGUUCCUUGGCUUUGGACCUGAAGAUUCUCACUUUGUGGUAGAGUUGACAUACAAUUAUGGAGUGGAUAAAUAUGAUAUUGGCACAGGCUUUGGUCACUUUGCGAUUGCAACUCAGGAUGUAUAUAAACUGGUUGAGGACAUCAGGGCCAGAGGUGGCACCAUCACUCGUGAACCUGGUCCUGUUAAGGGAGGGAAAUCUGUAAUUGCCUUUGUGAAAGACCCUGAUGGUUACAUAUUUGAGCUUAUUCAGAGAGAACCUACCCCUGAACCUCUCUGCCAAGUUAUGCUUCGUGUUGGUGAUCUUGAUCGCUCUAUCAAGUUUUAUGAAAAGGCAUGUGGGAUGAAAUUAUUGAGAAAGAUCGAUAAUCCUGAUUACAAGUACACUCUUGCCAUGAUGGGUUAUGACGAUGAAUACAAAUCAACUGUGGUCGAAUUGACAUACAACUAUGGAGUCACAGAAUACACCAAGGGCAAUGCAUAUGCUCAGCUUGCUAUCAGUACUGAAGAUGUUUACAAAAGUGCUGAGGUUGUUGAUCUGGUCACCAAAGAGCUUGGAGGAAAGAUCACACGCCAGCCAGGACCUAUUCCAGGAAUCAAUACCAAGAUUACCUCAUUUCUCGAUCCUGAUGGCUGGAAAAUCGUGUUGGUGGACCACGCAGACUUCCUCAAGGAGUUGGAGAGCUAAAUGGAGAACUGCUUUAUCUCUAUGCAUGCGUUGUGGCCAAAUACUACUCAUCCUAGUAUAGAUGAUGAGAAUAUUAUGGACAUAUCGACAUAUGUUAAGUAUGAUAAUGGCAUGUGGCUAAUGCGGACUUGGAUGGUCUCUCUUAUACUCUCUACUUCCAUUCCGUGCUGUAUCUUUGGUUUCACUCUUUAUUGUUGUGGUGUUAGUUUCAACAACCUUGAAUUGUUCGGCAGAACUUUGGUUAGGAUAUUAUCAGAAUUUUAUAAAAUGUUUUCUGUAUGAAA
Messenger RNA from Asparagus officinalis (garden asparagus), 1385 nucleotides. Its product is annotated as lactoylglutathione lyase-like. Gene Ontology annotation, cellular component: cytoplasm. The coding region runs from base 220 to 1101 and encodes 293 amino acids. Lineage: Eukaryota; Viridiplantae; Streptophyta; Magnoliopsida; Asparagales; Asparagaceae. The transcript is spliced from 9 exons. The record is from RefSeq and is a predicted model, not a curated record. Gene Ontology annotation, molecular function: metal ion binding; lactoylglutathione lyase activity.